CUUGACCCUUUCCACAUCAACACACGCUCACACACACACAUACACACCUUUGCUGUUUCAGUCUGCUCGACCUACUACAGACAGGGAAGUCUCCACACACGCGAGCCUGUCUGCAGUGCACUUGUUAUCACAACAGAGUUGAUUGAAACUGGACCUGGAUCUCUGACUGAGUGAGGAAUAACCUUCCCUGCAGGAGGCUUCGGAUCCAGAGCUACCGGAUCCUUUCUGUGCCAACACAGAGUGGAGAUUUAGCCACACUGGGGGGAGUUCAACUCCUCGGAAGUAACAGCGGGAUACAAAAAGCAGCCUCUGUUUACACAGACUUAUCGCCCUCCCUCUUUGAUCCAUACUUCGGUCCCGACUUCUUUGCCCUUGUCCCUCCUGUCCUCAGGGGAACUCUCAUCCCUCUGACAGCAGACAACACCUCAUCUCGGCACCCAUUCAUUCAUCUCAUAAUGAACUCCUCUACCUCCAUUACAUCCCUCUUCUCCUUCACCAGCCCAGCAGUGAAGCGCCUGCUCGGCUGGAAACAAGGGGAUGAGGAGGAGAAGUGGGCGGAAAAGGCUGUGGAUUCUCUAGUGAAGAAACUGAAGAAGAAGAAGGGGGCCAUGGAGGAGCUGGAGAAAGCCCUCAGCUGCCCUGGGCAACCUAGCAAGUGCGUGACAAUUCCUCGCUCUCUGGACGGCAGGCUGCAGGUGUCCCACAGGAAGGGGCUGCCCCACGUCAUCUACUGCAGGGUGUGGCGCUGGCCCGACCUGCAGUCCCACCACGAGCUGAAAGCGCUGGAGUGCUGCGAGUUCGCUUUCGGCUCCAAGCAGAAAGACAUCUGCGUCAACCCGUACCACUACAGGCGCGUGGAGACCCCAGUGCUUCCACCUGUUCUGGUCCCGCGCCACAGCGAGUUCAACCCUCAACACAGUUUGCUGGCAAAGUUCAGGAACGCCUCCCUGCACACAGAGCCUCUCAUGCCCCAGAACGCCACCUACCCAGACUCCUUCCCUGUGCUGCCCUGUCCCUCUUUCUCCUCCUCCCCUUCUUCCUCCCACGUCCAGUCUCCCACUUCACAGAGCUACCCCGACUCCCCCAACAGCUCAGCAGAGCCUGGCAGUCCGUACCACAUCACAGCCGAGACUCCCCCACCUCCGUACAGCAUGAUGGAGACGAGUCCUCAAGACGAUGUGAAGCCCAAUAACUCCACAGAAACACUCAAACUCACAUUCUCUGCUCCACACACAGAUUUAAGGCCCGUAUGUUAUGAGGAGCCAGAGUACUGGUGCUCGGUUGCUUACUACGAGCUCAACAACCGGGUUGGGGAGACGUUCCACGCGUCGUCCCGCAGCGUCUUGGUGGACGGCUUCACAGACCCUUCCAACAACAAGAACCGCUUCUGCCUCGGCCUGCUAUCCAAUGUCAACCGCAACUCCACCAUCGAACACACACGCAGGCACAUAGGCAAAGGUUUACACCUGUACUAUGUGGGCGGCGAGGUGUACGCAGAGUGUCUGAGCGACAGCAGUAUCUUCGUCCAGAGCCGCAACUGUAAUUUCCAGCAUGGUUUCCACACCACCACUGUGUGUAAGAUCCCCAGCGGUUGCAGCCUCAAGAUCUUCAACAACCAGCUGUUUGCCCAGCUCCUUGCCCAGUCGGUCAACCAUGGCUUUGAGGUUGUCUAUGAGCUCACCAAGAUGUGCACCAUCCGCAUGAGCUUUGUUAAGGGCUGGGGUGCCGAAUACCACCGGCAAGAUGUCACCAGCACCCCCUGCUGGAUCGAGGUACAUCUGCAUGGGCCCCUGCAGUGGCUGGACAAGGUCCUCACACAGAUGGGCUCCCCGCACAACCCCAUCUCUUCAGUGUCAUAACAUACCGUCUCUCACACAGGUAGUCGUGUAUUCUGUAUGUUCUGCUUUGUCCGGGUUUUCUGUCCAAAGGCGCUUCUAUUGACAUCUAAAUGUCUAAAACAGGGGUGUCCAAACUACGGCCCGGGGGCCAAAUGCGGACCGUGGGCCAUUUUGAAUUGGCCCUCAACAAAUGCAAAAAGUAUAAUGGAGUAUGGCCCUCAAUUGAAACUUAUGCUUGUCUUGUACUUCUUACAUAUAGAUGAAAACAGAUGUGUUAAUAAGCACGCUUUUCAAAUAAAUUCAGUCAAUUAAAGUUGAAAACAUUUUCUAAAAAAUUUAAGUUGAUAAGAAAAAAGCCCAAUCACUUAUUUUCAUAACAAGCUUGAAAUAAACCCUUCCUAUUUCCUCUUAUGAUAAGCGAUCUCGGGCUCCUGUUUUAAGGAAUGAGCUGCCAACAAAAUAAUUGAAACCCUAUGGAGAGCUGGAAUGUAACUGGAUGGCCUACCUGCCUGUCAGUCUUCCAUCUGUGCACAAACUUAUCUCGUGCCCUCAUUGGUCAUGUGCACGUUCAUGUGUUGGAGGAGGGGCUCUGUAAGGAAGUGGCAGAUUUUUCCCGGCUGUGUAUUUUCAAAUUCUAGCGCACUCGAGCUGGUUUCUCCAAAGUUACCUACCCCACCUUUAACUUAUGAGGCAGUAUACCUCUCACCUCUAUUGAGUGGCCCAGCCCUUCGUAUAUUUGUCUGUAUGUGGCCCUCGGUGAAAAUGUGGACACCCCUGGUCUAAAAUAUCAGUUACCUCUGAAACCUACCAUGGAUUGGAUUUCAUGAACACAUUUUCAGCACAUGUACUUAAAUGAUCAAGUGUUACCUAAUUUCGGUAAGACAGAUAAAGCACUCUUUGUGUUCAUUGGAAUGUUAACUGCACUCCAUUACAAGUAAAAGUGGGAUAUAUUUGUAGGUACUCAAAGACUUGUUAUUACAUGUUGUAAAUGUUAUUACGAUUGUAUGUUAUGUAUUUCCAUGUGUUGCAUCAUGUGUGACUUCAUGUACUGUUUGCUCGUGUUCCAUUAAAGUUGAUUUUUUCUUUAAGAAUC
This is a messenger RNA of Gymnodraco acuticeps, 2931 nucleotides long. It is a transcript of the gene smad9, whose product is annotated as SMAD family member 9. The transcript has 8 exons. Gene Ontology annotation, cellular component: heteromeric SMAD protein complex. Gene Ontology annotation, molecular function: I-SMAD binding; RNA polymerase II cis-regulatory region sequence-specific DNA binding; DNA-binding transcription factor activity, RNA polymerase II-specific. Gene Ontology annotation, biological process: transforming growth factor beta receptor signaling pathway; cell differentiation; BMP signaling pathway. The record is from RefSeq and is a predicted model, not a curated record. The coding region runs from base 456 to 1859 and encodes 467 amino acids. NCBI's taxonomy places the organism in Eukaryota, Metazoa, Chordata, Actinopteri, Perciformes, Bathydraconidae.